GUUGCUCUUCCGGAGGAGAUGAACUUUAACAUCAGUGUUGGCCGCGUGAGGGCAAACGCGGAUGUGUUUUACCACGGCGCCAAACUGGGGUAUCUCGAUCUAAGCAAAUGGCAAAACGCAAACUCGACUCGAAUCGCUUCGGCCAAAGACGAGGGUCCCCUACUGGCAGUACAAUCAGCAAUCGAGAAGGCUCCUCUGACCGUGACAGACGACGAUGUUUUUACCGAUGUUUUGAACGCACUGCUAUUUGGCGGCAAAGGAGUCGAAUUGGGCAUCAAGGCGGAUGUUGAUGUCGAGAUGGAGACUGCGCUCGGUCAAUUGGCUGUCAGGAAGAUUCCUGCCGAAGGCUCUGUGCCUGUCAAACCCAUCAAACGAGGCGGUGUCGGCUCAUUCACGCCAAAGAUCGGCAAUCUACAAAUACUGGACACUGGCAAGACUUCGUUGACCCUCACCGCGUUGGUGAACUUCACCAAUCCUACCGAGUACAGCGCAACAGUACCCUUUGUCGACAUCAAUAUCCUGACCAACGGCACAUUGCUUGGACACGCUACAGCCAAGGAUGUGAGCGUUGUGCCCGGAGUCAAUACCAAUAUUCUCGUUACAGCCAUAUGGGACCCUAGGACAUUGGGUGGCGAAGAAGGCCACCGCGUUGGUGUCGAGUUCUUAUCUCAAUAUAUUUCUGGUUGUUUGCGCACUCAUGAGGGUACCAUCCCAGCACAACCAUCUCUUGGUCGUGCGUUGUCCAAGUUUGGGGUCGACCUACCGACACCGAAUUUGAGAGGUGGUGGUGACAAGGAUGAGAAGCAUUUCAUCCAAGAUGCUACGAUGCAUCUUAUCACAAGCACAGCAAACUUUGUGCUACUCUCGCCGUUGAAGACGUCGACGAUCUACGUCACAUAUAUCAAUGCGACAGCUUUCCAUAAUGAAGAUGCAGUCGGUCAUAUCGUUUAUGAUUUGCCAUUUGCCGUACCUCCGGGAUCUUCAACAUCGCCACGUUUACCAGUUGACUUUGGGUCAAUUGGAUACGACGAGGUCAAAGGAGCAUUAGGCGGAACGCUCAGAAUGGCAGCGAAAGCGACGGUAGGAGUGCGAUUAGGCAAGUGGGAAGAGCGGAUAUGGUACCAGGGAGAGGGCAUAGGUGCCAAGAUCAGAUUGUGA
Messenger RNA from Aureobasidium vineae, 1158 nucleotides. Lineage: Eukaryota; Fungi; Ascomycota; Dothideomycetes; Dothideales; Saccotheciaceae. The record is from the annotation of a GenBank genome assembly.